Messenger RNA from Ictidomys tridecemlineatus (thirteen-lined ground squirrel), 3462 nucleotides. The record is from RefSeq and is a predicted model, not a curated record. NCBI's taxonomy places the organism in Eukaryota, Metazoa, Chordata, Mammalia, Rodentia, Sciuridae.
CUGUAUGGUAACAGAAAAAGCACUAAGCUGAGUGACCACAAGAACUAACUUCUUUUCCAGCUCUGCCACUGACAAGCUAUGUGGUGCUGAGUGAAUCCAUUUCUCCCUGGACUCAUCUUCAUCUGUGAAGUGGGGGUAUGAUAAUCUGUAACCCUGUAGAGUUCUGUACUCCUGUAUCUGGAGUGGGAGAAGUGGUAGGAGGAAAAGACACCAUGCGCCUACAGAGGCGCAGAGCAUGCUUUACGGUGACAUGGUUCUCCGUUGGAGGAAGUUUGCCCCUCAGGAAACACUGGGCAAUGUCUGAAGACAUUUUUCAUUGCCAUACUUGGUGGUGCUACUGGCAUCUAAUGCAUAGGACAGCCCUCCACAACAAGGAAUUAUCUUGCCCCAAAUGUAAGUAAUGCCAUUGUUGAGAAACCCCGCUUUAAGGGGGACAGCCUCCGUCUUUUGCUCCUCCCUUUGGUAAUCUUUGCAAUACCAGGUAACUUCGUAUUUAGUUCCUUUUCUAAUGAUCCUUGCUGUUGAAGAAAUAAGAAUCUAAUUUGCUAGAUUGUGCUAAAGUUAUUGGUUCAUCUUCAGAUAAACGUUGGUAACUUUAUUACCUAGUGUAUCAUUAGAAUUGAAAAGCAGAACUACUAGGAGUAUAUAUACACACUAUCUAAUCUAUAUUUUAAUUUGUUAGAGGGAUUUGACCUUAUUCUUAUGGUAGCUAGAUAGACAGUCUAUGUAAGGCAGUUGUCUUCAUGCCUGGUGGUAGAACUUAAAAUUCACAGGGCAGACAGUUGGGAAGGGAAGAUGGAGAUAAAGUGAUGGAGAGCAGGGACAAGCUAGAACCAUGAAAAUAGACUAGGACCCAUCUCUCUUCUCACUGCCUCCAACCUUGGAGUGGGUAUCCUGAACGAGAAGCUGGUGGCCUUUGUCAUGAAGGUGAAAAACACCUCGCCCAGGAAUAAGCAGCUGAAGGAGGAUCCAGAAAAAGGUUUAGCAGUUUUAAGUCCAUCUGCUGCCAUACACCAAGGUAGCCAGCAGAUAAGCAACCAUGUGAGUGGACUACGGAAGAGCCUGCCUUUCAGCCUUACAAGCUGAAAUACAAACUGAUUGCGGGUUUCAUUUCCAUCCUUAAGAUUUUGGACAGAAGUAGCUCAUGUGGUUCACUCUAACCCGAAAUAUGGGCAGAAAUUGCUUAAUGUAAAUAGGGUUUCCUUUCGUGGAUAUGAACAAUGAAGAGAAUUCUGGAAAAAAUAGUGGUCCUAGCCACAUUGACAUUACAAAGCUACAAAUGAAUCCCUAUUUUUGAGAAUGUAUAAGUAAAAACAGGCCUAGAAAUUAUAUCUGUUCUGUUGAACAUACGCUGCGCUACACUGCUGUGGGAGGUUUUAAGCUUCACUUUCUGUUGAAGUUAGAAAGAUCACUUGCAACAUUAGAUUGCCCUAUCCACUGUUUUUGAUGUAAGGAAGUGUUUUCUUAAAUUUAAUAACUAUCAUGUUCCUUACUUCAGGUGCCAGGGAGUUGGCUUUUAAUGAGAUUGGGAGUGUGAUGGUUCCCUGGAACCAUCAAGCUUCUUUCUAUGGACUGGGAUUAGAGAGAGAUGGGCAGAAAUUGCUUAAUGUGAAUAGGGUUUCCUUUUGUGGAUACGAACAUGUUUUGGAAUUAGAUAGAGGUAAUUGUACAAUAUUUUGAAUGUACCACUGAAUUAUUCACUUUAAAAUGGCUAAUUUUAUGUUAAUUUCACCUCAAAAAUUUUUGGUUUUAAAUUUAACAAGAGUACUAGAGACUUGAGUGCUUUUAAGUCCUCAUCUCAGUAUCACUAUUGCUAUAAAAUUGAUCUGUGAUUUCUUGAACAAAAGACAGGCUUGCAAAAGUAACUCAAGUAACGCUAAGAUCUAUAUGAUACUCAAGUCUAGGGGGGAAAAACAACUAGAAUCCAGUCUCUUCUGUUGGGGAAAAAAAGAGUCCUAUACUGAUCUGUUUUAGUACUCCUAGAAGUAGUGAAAGGAACUUGGGUCUUCAUGUUCAGGUCAGGAAAACCUGCAGGUGGGGCUGGCCCCUUUAAGACUCGGAGACUGAAGUACUCUGGUAGUUAAGGAGUCAUAAUGACAAACUUUCUUAAGUAAUUCUACUUAGAUAUGUAUUAGUUAUCUGCCUGGACCAGAAGUACUGUGGAGCAGAGUACAUCUCAGUUGGGUUGGAGAUGGUGGCUUGAAAAUGGACAUGCUAGAGAACCUUGAAUCCCUACAGUUUGCUAGUGAGAUUCCAGAGGAAGAUCGUUUCUGGCUGUAUUUGCAGGGUCGUUCUCGGGGACUGAUGAUUGAGGCCUGUGCCCAUGCAACUUUCUUCUGCAAAGUAUUCUAUAAUUUGAGAGAAUUAUUACAAAAGAAUCAAAAUUCCAGCUCUCCCUCAACUAAAUCAGGUGAUGUGGACAUGGAUGACAACAGGAACCUAAAGGUUGGCAUCAUUGGAGGUGGCCGUCUUGGGAAGCAGCUGGCUCGUACACUGCUACAACUUGUCCCCAUCCCUGCUGCAAGUCUGCGGAUCUCCACCCGGAGGCCAGAGGUCCUGGCCGAGUUCCAGAAGCUGGGGGUCCAGUGCUUUUACCAUAAUUCUGAUCUGGUGGGUUGGGCCAACGUGAUAUUCCUCUGCUGCUUGCCAUCUCAGCUGCCUCAUAUCUGCAUAGAAAUUCAAACCAGUCUUGAAAAGGCCUGCAUUGUGUUCAGCUUUGUAGCAGCCAUCCCAAUACCCAGGUUGAAACUAUUAUUGAACCACACCAAUAUCUUGCGACCUCAGUAUCAUUGUGUUGAGGAUUUUGAGAAGAUCUGGGGAGCCAAUAAGGAAAUCACAGCUGCUCUCCAAGAUCCUGUGAUUCUUCGGGCUACCUGCCCCUACAGUCCUGAUGGGGGAAUAAUCCUCAAUAUCAAAUGGCUGGAGGGAUUAAUCUAUGCAGCCCUAAACAUGUGCACAGAAAGCAAUGUGGAUUGCCGACAAGCACUGCAGCUUUUGAAUCAACUAUUUCUUUCUGUUCACUUCAAAGACUGUAUGAAACAUGAAGAAUCCUGCCCAGAAUUUCAGCUACCACAUGUCAUCAGCAAAUCCUAUGUCAAGAACUUGCUUCAUAGAAGGCCUUUUCCUUGGUUUGAUCUGACUGCUGUGCAACUCAGGGAAACUCCCUUUAGCCAGUAUCACUCCACCAAUACUGUUCUCCAAGACCACCUGACCUACCUGUACUAUGAUUCAUUUGGCAUCGCUCCAAAGAAAGAAGAAGAGCUUGUGGAUCUCUUGGACUCUCCAUCCCAAUAAGUGACCUCAGGAAUCAGGAUUUUUUUUUUUUUUCCAUCACAGAUUGCUCUACAAUGGUUAGGCCCUAAUUAUCACAAUUGAUAGGGGAGUUAUGUGACUGCAAUCCCUGUUUGAAAAUUGUACUAGUGGCUCUUUCAAAUGCAAAAUAAAACAAGAGAUCCUACAUAA